Mucor mucedo is the source of this 1448-nucleotide messenger RNA. RefSeq lists its product as uncharacterized. The transcript is spliced from 5 exons. Lineage: Eukaryota; Fungi; Mucoromycota; Mucoromycetes; Mucorales; Mucoraceae. Bases 42 to 1214 code for a protein of 390 amino acids. The record is from RefSeq and is a predicted model, not a curated record.
UACUAACUCAUUCCCUUGUUUUCUUCAAAAAGAGUGAAGUGAUGGAGCAGGCACACUCAGUUUUAGAUACUGAUGCUGACAAGUCUGAGCCCGUGAUGCUGAAGGAAGGUGAAAUCAAAGCCAUUUUGCCAAGCAAGCCGUUCUUUAUAUCAAGCCAAAACUCCGAGUCAAUUAAUAUUUCUGCCAAAUUUUAUGAAUUCCAAAAAUCUGCCAUUACAUUGGCCAAUGAGUCUGGUUUGAUUCUGGAGACGCAUCCACAUCAUGUUCUAGCACUUUCGUCAGUUCUUUUGAUCAAACCCAGUCAACAUCAUACGGAUCUUCUUAAGUUUUUUAAGAUCGAAGAAUUGAAAUUGCUGAGAAAUAAUGUUCUUUCUAAAUUGGCUGGUAAAGAUUAUGAAGAUAUUGAAUUUAAUCAAGAUAUUUUCAUACAAGUCCGUAAAAUCAUUAAGGGAUUCUUGAAAUCCAGCGGCGACAGCAUUACCUCAACAAAAGAACUCGCAUUAUUACUUGAUACAAACCAUACAUUCGAAUCUAAAAUACUAUUAAGCUUAAUUAUGUAUAUGAACAGCCUCCCUGAGGUUAAGUUUAUCGAGCCGUUAGGCGAAAUAGAGGUUUGUAUAAACCUACUGCACCCGCUACUUUCCCCAUUGUUUUAUGAUAAAGAUAAUUCCUUCCUUCGCUGGUGCAAUAAGAUCACUGAAGAAGCCAAAGAAAGCAGAACAAACGUCAAUAAGUCUCGCCGUCCAGAUGCCAUCAUCUCGACCAUAUUGCAAAAUCAUGUUGGAUGUAACAAAGGGUUCGGUGAGGUUAAGGUCAUUGAAGGCCUAAAAAAUAAGUACGGUCUCGUGAAAGAUCUUGUUCGCCUAUCUACCUUCUCAAAAGAAUCAAUUGAUUUGAAUAACAUGAAAUGCAACAUAUCCUUCCAAGCUAUUGGGGGCCAUAUUUUUUUUUAUGCUCAUACACUUUUGGCUGAUGGUCUGUAUGCUAUGGUAGAAUUGUGUGAUGUGGUUGCUCCUUCCUGUUCAAGUGAUUUGUUAUCAUUCUUAUCUGAACUUGAUAAGCUUAAGCUGGUUUACAACAUCUUCGUCUCAUCCUGUAAGCAGUUGGAUACAGUGGAAACAUCGUGGAAAAGACACACACUUGAUUCACCAACAUUUUCACAGUAUGUCUCAAAGGACAGCGGAAAACAACCCAGCCAUUUAUCAUUUGAUUAAACGUGAUUUUUUUUUCUAUGCCUACUUUCAAAAACUAUCCUUAUCGCUAAAAAAAAAAAAAACCUUUGUUUUUUGCUUGCUUCCUACUGCUACAGCUAUCUUGUUUUGAAUAGGGAUGGUGGACAUUACUUUGACAGCAAAUAAAUGAAAAGAAAAAAAUCGCAGUGCCACAAAGCAACCCCCCCCAAAAAAAGAAAAAAUAGUCUCCGCGGCCAGAUUAUAUAUUUUUUGUUC